This is a messenger RNA of Spea bombifrons (plains spadefoot toad), 2513 nucleotides long. RefSeq names its product charged multivesicular body protein 4B (gene CHMP4B). Gene Ontology annotation, cellular component: multivesicular body; ESCRT III complex; cytoplasmic side of plasma membrane. Bases 184 to 852 code for a protein of 222 amino acids. Lineage: Eukaryota; Metazoa; Chordata; Amphibia; Anura; Pelobatidae. The record is from RefSeq and is a predicted model, not a curated record. Gene Ontology annotation, biological process: vesicle budding from membrane; late endosome to vacuole transport via multivesicular body sorting pathway. The transcript is spliced from 5 exons.
CCCGCAGUGGCAGACGGGACGGAGCCCGGUUGUUGUCGUCGUAGCUGUGAGGAAGCGACUUUUCAGUCAGUAGCAGGGAAGCAACAGGCUGCCGCCCGUGAGAGCAACGAAGUGCAAACUUUAACGGGUUUAUUACGUUGGUUUCCGGCCUUUCUGUAUCAGGCACCGGUCACUUGGGGGGAAAUGUCGGUGUUCGGGAAGCUGUUCGGUACCGGGGGUAAGGGCGGAAAAGGCCCGACCCCCCAAGAAGCUAUUCAGAAACUUAGGGACACCGAGGAGAUGCUGACCAAGAAACAGGAGUUCCUGGAGAAGAAGAUCGAGCAGGAGUUGGUGACGGCCCGGAAACACGGAACUAAAAACAAGAGGGCUGCUCUGCAGGCUCUGAAGCGCAAGAAGAGAUAUGAAAAGCAGUUGGCUCAGAUUGACGGCACGUUGUCCACCAUCGAAUUCCAACGAGAAGCCCUGGAGAAUGCCAACACAAACACAGAAGUUCUCAAGAACAUGGGCUUUGCGGCCAAAGCAAUGAAAGCUGCCCACGAUAACAUGGAUAUCGAUAAGGUGGACGAGCUCAUGCAGGACAUCGCCGACCAGCAGGAGCUGGCCCAGGAAAUCUCGGAUGCCAUCUCCAAGCCGGUUGGUUUUGGCGAGGAAUUUGAUGAUGAUGAGCUGCUGGCUGAAUUGGAAGAACUUGAGCAAGAGGAUCUAGAGAAGUCUCUUCUGGAUGUACACGGCCCAGAGACUGUGCCUCUCCCCAACGUGCCUGCAGCUUCUUUACCAGCAAAACCAGUCAAGAAAAAGCAAGAGGAGGAUGAUGAGGAUAUGAGAGAACUAGAGAACUGGGCCGCCGUGUAGAAUGAUGCUGUCACGGAUGGAAAGACUCUGAUCACCAGUUGGCAUUGGUGUACAUAUGGUGUGUGGGGAAGAGCGGGGGGAGGGGUUCAGGAACACAACUUGAAAUGUCUGUCUUUCUCUUUGCCCCUUUUUACUUUCAUUGCCCUAAACCCGUCACGGGCAUUCGAUUUAAAGCAAACCAGAAGUGGCUUGGCUCGGCUCUGAGCGGAAUAUUUGUAAUGGCGACUUCGUUUAAACUCCAUUGUGAAAACUGAAGGCAGAGCUUCACCAACACCCCCCUUGGCAGCUGCAAGAGUUAAAAUCAAGUGCUUGGCAUGGACUGGUCCCGGAUUGUUCCUUUUCUUUUGCUGCUUCGCCACUCAUGCCAACAUUUUUGGUAAACCUCAGCGCCACAUCACUUCCCUGGAUUUUUUCCCCUUGUUACGGAGGCCUUGUACCCUAAACGAGAUUAGCACGCCGCGGAUUACGCAGUGCGGUUUUCAGUCCGGAAACGCAGCCACCUGCUCCAGAAUCCAGCUCAUCGCUGGCACCGGAUAACAUCUCUCAACCUAAUUCACUAAGCCUAGAACACGAAGAGUGCAUUCACGCAGUGGGAUCAGCUCAAGCUUCAAAGAGACCUAGACGUACCAUCUAUGCCGUGAAUUUAAUGUAUGUGUGUAUCUGUGUAUGUAUAUAAUGACCUCUUACACAGUCAUGAUGAUUUUAAACAUUACGCGCAGGACAUUUUGGUGUUCGGUGCGGAAUACAGUACAGUAAGCUGUUAAAUACACACACAGUCAAGAAAAAAAUCUGUUAUUUAUAGUUUUAUUGCAGUUCGCAGAGCAGACCUUUUUUGGAACCUUUGUGCGCAUGAAUGAAUAACCCUGCUUAUAUCUGUAUCCGGUGGCCGAGGUUUGGAUUUACAUGUAAGGCUGUUAUGUACAAGGCUACGUAUCUAUUAUACACAACACCAUAAGCGAGGCUUGCUCCAGGAGGGUUGUUGUGGUCCUGCUACCAGUAUAAAGGUUAUUCUUAAUUCCCCGUUCUUGUUUACAACUGCCCCAAUUUUAUUGUUUUUGUCGCUGCAUGUCUAUUCCUACCCCGUGGCUAAUCUAUUAAAACAUGAACUGUUGGUGUGAAAGCUAAUAUGGUUGUCUGUGUAGCAUCUUUCUCAAGCUCUUCAGUAGUCCUAGACUCGUGCUGGAAAUUUCAGCUUUUCACCUCUUGAUGCAUCUACAAUUUGCAGCUGGUAGACAUCAAUAACUAUUCUGCAGCAGGAAAGGGGUUAAAGUUCAUAUCACAGGAAGAAUAUAAUUUAUUUUUUUUGUUUUUCAUUUAACACAUGGAACUCUCAUCCUUGAAAUAGAAAUAGCUUGAAAUUUUUGUCUGUUUAACUCUACAUUAAGCGGUUCUUCGUGUUUGUUGUUUUUACCCCAGAAGCUCCUGUUUUUGCUUAGCUGAAAUCCUUUUUAACUGUAAACCAUAGGCUGGACGGACACUGGUCUAAAGAAAUAGCUGAUACCUUCUAUAAAUAUAGAUAUACAGCGAAUGGCUGCACGAAAUGUAUGCUUUGUACAUGGAGUGAAUGUAUUUUGCAUACUGUUUGUCCAUUUAUAACAUUUCCAAUUAGUUUAAAACUGCGGUCACUCUUACUCAUGGAAAAAUAAAUAUAUUUCAAAUCA